GGAGUCAAGUGCCAUCAUUCCUUAAGUGAAGUGCGAACAGUGCGGAAGGUGGACUAUAGCCUCCUGCCAGCCUCUCACAAUAUAUACGAAGAGUUCAACAACCAUAAGCAUGGCAGCUCCAGCUAUCGGCAUCGACCUGGGCACGACCUACUCCUGUGUGGGAGUGUUCCAGCACGGCAAGGUAGAGAUCAUCGCCAACGACCAGGGCAACAGGACCACGCCCUCCUAUGUCGCCUUCACCGACACAGAGAGACUCAUCGGCGACGCCGCCAAGAACCAGGUGGCCAUGAAUCCCAACAACACUGUGUUUGACGCCAAGCGACUCAUCGGACGCAAGUUCGAGGACCCAGCCGUGCAGAGUGACAUGAAACACUGGCCCUUCACUGUGGUGAACGAAGCUGGAAAACCCAAAGUGAAGGUGGAGUAUAAGGGCGAGAAUAAGACGUUUAACCCCGAGGAGAUCUCCUCUAUGGUGUUGACCAAGAUGAAGGAGACUGCAGAGGCCUUCCUGGGUCACAGUGUGAGGGACGCCGUCAUCACCGUGCCCGCCUACUUCAACGACUCCCAACGCCAAGCCACCAAGGAUGCUGGGGCCAUCGCCGGCGUCAACGUACUCAGGAUCAUCAACGAACCAACUGCUGCUGCCAUCGCUUACGGACUUGACAAAAAAGUGGGCGGCAGAGGCGAACGUAAUGUGUUGAUCUUCGACCUUGGCGGCGGAACCUUCGAUGUGUCCAUCCUCAGUAUUGACGAAGGUGUGUUCGAGGUGAAGUCUACUGCCGGAGACACCCACUUGGGUGGCGAAGACUUCGACAACAGAAUGGUGAACCAUUUUAAACAAGAAUUCCAACGAAAAUACAAGAAGGACAUGAGUGCUAACAAGCGAGCUGUUCGUCGCCUGAGAACUGCCUGCGAGAGAGCCAAGCGAACUCUCUCGUCCUCCACCCAGGCCAGUGUGGAGAUCGACUCACUCUUCGAAGGUAUCGACUUCUACACAUCCAUCACCCGCGCCAGGUUUGAAGAACUUUGUUCAGACCUGUUCCGAGGCACACUGGAUCCAGUGGAGAAGGCACUCAGAGACGCUAAGAUGGACAAAGCCUCCAUCCAUGAACUGGUGCUGGUCGGUGGGUCGACUCGCAUCCCCAAGAUCCAGAAGUUGCUGCAGGAUUUAUUCAAUGGCAAGGAACUCAACAAGUCGAUCAACCCAGACGAGGCGGUGGCCUACGGUGCUGCUGUGCAGGCCGCCAUCCUGCACGGUGACCAGUCUGAGGGUGUGAAGGAUGUCCUCCUUCUGGAUGUGGCGCCUCUCUCACUCGGUAUAGAGACAGCGGGCGGGGUGAUGACGGCUCUCAUCAAACGCAACACCACCAUCCCCACCAAACAACAACAAGUGUUCACCACCUAUUCUGAUAACCAGCCAGGUGUGCUCAUCCAGGUGUACGAGGGCGAGCGCACCAUGACCAAAGAUAACAACCUUCUGGGCAAGUUUGAGUUGAGUGGCAUCCCUCCCGCACCUCGAGGAGUGCCGCAGAUCGAGGUCACCUUCGACAUCGACGCUAACGGCAUCCUCAACGUGUCUGCGGCAGACAAGUCGACAGGCAAGGAGAACAAAAUCACCAUUACCAACGACAAAGGCCGCCUCAGUAAGGAGGAGAUAGAAAGAAUGUUAAAUGAGGCCGAGAAAUACCAGGACGAUGACAACAAACAACGAGAAAGAGUAGAAGUCAAGAAUCGUCUCGAGGCUCUCUGCUUCAGCGUCAAGUCAUCCGUCUCGGAACCUUCAGUUGCCGACAAACUCACCGCUGACGAGAAGCGAUCCAUCGAGGAGAAAGCACAACAAACUCUUAACUGGCUCGACGCCAACCAGCUGGCCGAGAAGGAGGAGUAUGAGCACCAGAUGAAGGAGCUGGAGCAAGCAUGGCGCCCCCUGGCGAGCAAAGUGCACGGACAGGGCGGCGGCCAGGGUGGCGGUGCCUCGUCUGGCUCAGGACCCACCGUUGAGGAGGUCGACUAAACAUUAAUAUGCGCACACACACACACACACACACAUUUGCUUUAGUAUACAUACAAAUAUCUUAACUUAUUUUUUCUAAUACAACGUGUGGAAGAACACUAAUGUAUGUACUCAAUACAGCUGUAACAAGUUGUACGUACAGGUACUCACAGCUGCCAGAUAUGAUCCUCACUAAUAUAAUUAUAAAAUAUUGUUCCUGGAUAUAAUGAUACUGUAUUCAUGAAUGUCUAUUUUUACAAUAUAAUAUAUUACUUAUUUUGA
This is a messenger RNA of Homarus americanus (American lobster), 2275 nucleotides long. RefSeq names its product heat shock 70 kDa protein cognate 4-like. Gene Ontology annotation, molecular function: misfolded protein binding; ATP hydrolysis activity; ATP-dependent protein folding chaperone. The record is from RefSeq and is a predicted model, not a curated record. The coding region runs from base 110 to 2014 and encodes 634 amino acids. Gene Ontology annotation, cellular component: cytoplasm. NCBI's taxonomy places the organism in Eukaryota, Metazoa, Arthropoda, Malacostraca, Decapoda, Nephropidae. The transcript is spliced from 3 exons. Gene Ontology annotation, biological process: protein refolding; cellular response to unfolded protein.